CGGGAAAUGCUAUAAAAUGAGGGUUGCGAGAUGGAGUUCGUCACGAACGGUCGCUUUCCCGAAGAGAAAUCAUCACUUUCAAAAUAAUAUUAAAGCUUAAAAAGAUUAAAUUGGAAUAAAGAAAAAUUUAUAACCUAAAAUUAAUAAGGAAAUUGAUUCCGUGAAGCUUUUUUUGAAAGUUGAUUUCUUUGAAGCAACAGAUCGUUGAGGGAACGUGCCGGGAUAAUUUUUUUUGAAAGUUGUGAAAUGGGAAAAAUUAUUUCUGAGGUGUCCGUUGUGUUAUGGUUGUUUUUAACAAUUUUAGUGGCGAUUAAAUCCGAAGAGGAUUGCGAUCCAAAUUUCGAAAACAUCCUAAAAUUAAUUUUAGACCCAAACGAAUCUUCACUGCAACAGCAGGCUCUUCGCGCUGAAUUAGUUCAACGCGUAAAAGAAGCUUUACAACGAGAGGAAUUCGAAAAUGAAUUGGUCGAUUAUAAACGUUCCUUAAGCUCUUUAGCGAGAUGGGAUAAUUUACCCGGUAAAAAAAGAAAUUUGGAGUCUUUAGCUAGAGCUGGUUACAUAAGAACUUUACCUGACGACGACCAAAGUUUUAAAAGAAGUAUUUCAUCGUUGAUUAAAGCCGGCCAAUUACCAUCAAUUCAAUUAAACGACGAUUUAAAACGAGGUAUUCAAAGUUUAGCAAGAAACGGCGAACUUCAUUAUAAGAGAGAAAACCAACGAGAUCACGACGAAUACGAUAACGAUGAUUACGACAAAAGAAACAUUGCUUCUUUAGCAAAGAGUUAUAAUUUUCCGGUUUAUAAAAGAAAUGUUGCGGCGUUAUUAAGACAAGAUAGUUAUUUAAAUGGUCGCGAUGACAAUCAAACUCUUAAGAAACCAUUUGAAAAUCAUUUAAUCAAUGAUAAAAGGAAUAUUGGCUCCAUUAAAGCUCAAUAUAAACCAAAAUAUAAAAGAUCCAGCAAUAAUAACGAAAGGGUGAAAAGAAAUGUUGAUUACGAUGAAAGUUUUGGUGAUAUUUAUCGGGAAGAUCCGAUCGAUUACGAGGAAAUGUUGAAACAAGUUUCAGAAAAUUAUGAAAAUCCAGAGAAAAGAUUUUUAGGUUCUGUAGCGAAAACCGGUUGGUUUCGGCCAUCUGUAAAACUGUUAACGGCGAAUAAAAGGCACAUCGGUGCAUUGGCACGUCUUGGAUGGUUACCAACACUAAGAAGUAUUCGUAGAUUUAAUAGAUCAGGAAGAUCAAGUGUUUCCUGUGAUUCAAGGCCGUUUACCGCAAAUGGGAAAAUCCAGAACAACGCCAUCCCCGAAGUCACGUUUGAAUUAAUGGAUAAACAAGUACCAUCCGAUGUUUAUCUUCAAUAUAGGGAUAAAUAGAUUGUUUGAAUUUUUUUUUUUUUUUUUGGGGAGAGAACAAACAAAGUUGGGAUUAUUAAAGUUUUACAUAUCCAAGAAAAAAUGUUUAAAAAUCAUAUCGUGAAAUAAAUAUCAUUGUUUCUUCCAAAAAAAAAAAAAUUAAAAAAGAAAUGAAUUCAACAAUCAAGAAUAUCGCCAAAACAUAUUCAAUUCGCGGUGAUAAUAAAAUGAUUCUUUAAAAAUUAUUUUAUUAUCGACGUGAUUAAAUUUAAGAUUUAAGAUUAUAAUUAAAAAUAAUAAUUAUUUCAUCAUCACCACGACGUUAUGAUUAAGUUAAAUCUUCGAUUGAGAUAAUCUCAAAUUGUAGAAGGGCUGGAUCUAUUAUAUUGAGAUUUAUUUUCGAUAAAAACUUGAAUGAUAAAGAUAACCUGAUGACAAUAACCAAGAAAAUAUUAUGCUGUACUUGACAAUACUUAUUAAAAUAAAUAAAUGUAAAAUGUUUAAAAUUAAAAAAAAUAAUGAAACGUAAAAAAUGUGUUAUGUAAAACGAAGAAGUCUUCCGCGGGCUUCUCUGUCAUUGCGUAAUUGACAAUAAUAUUGAAGAAAAAAAUUUAAAAAAAUAAUAAUGACAAUAAUAUAGUCGAAAUUUUCUAAUAGGUGUUUAAAGAACUAAAUUAUUAUAUUCAUAUACUUAUUAUAAAUGUGUUAUUUAUGUAACUGUAUUUAGUCUUAAAUAAAUAUAUCUACACGAUCAA
This is a messenger RNA of Onthophagus taurus, 2105 nucleotides long. It is a transcript of the gene Nplp1, whose product is annotated as Neuropeptide-like precursor 1. The record is from RefSeq and is a predicted model, not a curated record. Lineage: Eukaryota; Metazoa; Arthropoda; Insecta; Coleoptera; Scarabaeidae.